Scylla paramamosain (green mud crab) is the source of this 6058-nucleotide messenger RNA. Its product is annotated as nuclear autoantigenic sperm protein-like. The coding region runs from base 2523 to 2861 and encodes 112 amino acids. The transcript has 10 exons. Gene Ontology annotation, molecular function: histone binding. NCBI's taxonomy places the organism in Eukaryota, Metazoa, Arthropoda, Malacostraca, Decapoda, Portunidae. Gene Ontology annotation, biological process: CENP-A containing chromatin assembly; DNA replication-dependent chromatin assembly. The record is from RefSeq and is a predicted model, not a curated record. Gene Ontology annotation, cellular component: nucleoplasm.
CUCUCUCUCUCUCUCUCUCUCUCUCUCUCUCUCUCUCUCUCUCUCUCUCUCUCUCUCUCUCUCUCUCUCUCUCUCUCUCUCUCUCUCUCUCUCUCUCUCUCUCUCUCUCUCUCUCUCUCUCUCUCUCUCUCUCUCUCCUCAACUCUCAACCACUGGAUGGUAUAUCAGUUCACACAGCAAGAAGCCAAGGACCCACCGAGGCUGUCACUUGGAAGAGGUCAUUGUUGUUGCAUCCAGCAUCCCAGCCUGACUGCCUAGACAGGUCCCGCAGGUUGCUGAAUGGCAGAGGUGCAGGCUGCUCCACAGCAAGAUGUGAGACCAGUGUGGCAGAGUAUGAUGUGUACACAAUGAGGGACACACUGUAGCCAACCCAGUAGAUUACCCGUGCUGCAGUGCUGAUUGGGUCCUCACCUUGUUGUAGGAGAGCUGACAACAUGUACCAGCCAGCAGCAACUCCCAUGCUAACAGGCUUCUCCCCCGUGGGUAUGUAGCACCUCUGGAGUCGCUCGAUGAAGAAGAGGAUGCUGGCGAGGCCUGUCGUGUUAGCCGGGAUGCGCCGGUACAGAGCUGUGUCCGUUGGGGUUGUGUAGGCAAACAUCUUCUUGGCAAGGUCCUCGUGGGUGGCCGCAAACAGUUUACGGCUGUGGGAUGAGAACUUGUCUUGUGAAUGUGACAUUGGGGUGAGUGUUAAUCUGAUUUUGUGUUACUAUGUUCUGUGGGGAGUGGGUGUUAAUGUGAUUUUUUGUUAACUGAAUGCUGUGUCUGACCUCCUGAGGUGUAGUAUGGUGGGCCACAAGAUUGUCCCUUUCCACUAGGGGCUGACAGAUGAUAUUAAGAGUGUGAAUGUGUGUGUGGUGCCUUGUUUGGGCCAUUUUGUGUGUGAUUGCCAGCCUGAUGUAUAGACAGCUAAAUCGUUAAUAAUAAUGAAGUUAAGAGUGUGAAUGUGUGGUGAUUUGUCUGCGGUGUCUUGGGGAGGAUUGUUGGCCUGGUAUAUAGAUAAAUAGAUUAGAAUUUGGAUUAACAGUGUCAAUGUUGUAUGUGAGUGUAUAGUGUAGUGUCUGGGCCACCCUGUAUAGGACUGCCAGCCUGGCAUAUAGAUAGAUCAAUCUAAUUAUUUGACAUUUCAUAUUCUGAACAUUUUGCUGAUCCAAUUAAUCUGUUAAGGGAGCACUUUGUUCAACAUCUUUAAAAUAUUAUUUGAUCAUCACCUGUAUCUCUCACCUGAUGAUAUAGAUAGGCUGGGUGUAGGUAACAACUUUCAACCUCUCCUCAGUGAUGGACAAUUCAGAGACAGUGAGGUCAGCUUCCCCUGACUGCAGAGCUCCUACCGUGCCCGUCCACUCGUUGCUUGAGUUGUCCUUCAGUUUCCCGUAGGCAUAACCUUCCAGUACAUUGAAACUGACUCUGUACAAGAGAGAGAGUGGGAGAAAAAAUAGUGUUGUGUAUUGAGGGAAAGAAAAUUUCUGUCUUGUCUUCUCUAUUUAGGGAAAGAAAAGGAAAAGGGCAAGUAGUGUCAUAUGCAUGGAGGAAAAGGAAAAUUAUUCUCAUAUGCACUGAGCAAAAAGGAAAAGUACUGUGAUAUGUACUAAGGGAAAGGCUGGGUGUACUGAAGGGAAGGAAAAAUACUGUUGUCGUAUUUAUUGAGGAAAAGAAAGAAAUACUGUCGUAUGUACAUUUUUUAAUUGCUAGAAAGAAAAGUGAAAUAUACAUUUAUAUGUAUAGUUUAUUUUUCAUAUCAGUCACAAGUAUGGAUGUUUGUUUCCCUUCUUUUUUUCACAUGUACAGCUACCUCCUCAAAUAGCAUGUAUUUUCAAAAUUUCAAGCUGCUGUGAUGAUGAAAAAAGCCUGAAAGAAAAAUGACAAGGAACAAAAAGUAAUGAGAAUAAGUUUUGUGGCAACUAUUCAUUAGGUGUCACUUUUUCACUCCUCCACUUAGACCGGUACAGUUGAACGCAAAAUGUGAAAACUUACGAGAAAUUGUGUGCAUCCCUUAGUGCAGUGACAAUAUCCCCCACAAAACCAGUGAUAUUUCUUUGACUGGAGGUUAGUUCAAUAAUUUUGAAGGCUGGGAUUAAUUUUAAUGAGGGAUGAGAGGGUGGAAGUGACUGGAGUAUAGGUUAAUAAUUCUACCAGCUGGAAAGGAUUUUGAGGGUCAGAGGAAAGUGAUUGGAUAUUAGCUUGAUAAUCGUGCUUGGUGAGAUUAAUUUUAGUGAGAGACUAGAUGGUGGGAGGAUGAUAUUUAGAGGUUAGUUUGGUAAUUUUGCCAGUUGGUAUUAAUUUUUAGUGAGGGAUGAGGGUGUCAGAAGAAUGUGACUGGAGGUUAGUUUAAUAAUUCUGAGGGUGGGAGGAAAGUAAUAGGGGGUUAGUUUAAUUUUGGUGAUGGAUGAGAGUGUGAGUGGAAAGUGUAGCUGACCACAUAAUUUAUCAAAUAGUACAAGCAUGUACACAUUCUUAAUAAUGUUCCAUGUUAAGAUAUACUAAACAUGAAGUUACUCCACAAUAUAUGAUGGUGUAAAUUACGAAUGGUUAAAGUCGAGACUUGUUUGAUGAUGGCCUGUUUGCUUGCUCCCCUUGGACGUGCGGCAAGUGCAGCAGCGUUCGACCGUUUCUCUAGGGGCAAGCGACACCUCCUGGUGGGGGACUUCAAAUCUGCUGUCGCUGCCUUCGAGGAGGCAACAGAGUCCCUGGUGGAGCUGUGUGGGGAGCAGGCGCCCGAGUGUGGUGACGCGUACUGCCGCUGUGGCCGUGCAUUGCUGGAGCUGGCACGCAAGGAGGCAGGGGUGCUGGGGCCAGAUCUGGAUGGUGCCAGUAGUCAGGAGGGAAGCACAGGGGAAGAGGAGGACGAGGAGGAAGAGAGUUAAGAGUCACAAGAGGAGGAGGAAGGUGGAAAGAAAGAGGAAGGAGAGGAGGAGGAGGAGGAGGAGGAAGAUGGAGAAGGAAAGGAGAAAGAUAAGAAGGAAGGAAAUGCCGCAGAAGGAGAAGAGCAAUAAGAAAUUAGAAUUGACAGAGAAACCAGACAAGGACCUGCAUUUGAAGAAGCACAAGAACCAAGAAAUUACAUCAUUCAAUGAAAUGACAACAUAAUCUAAAAUAGAAAUCAAAAACGUCACAAGACAGAAUAGUGAGCUGCACGCACUUAUCACAGAGUAUAAAGUCACUCCCUCAGAGGAAAAAGACAAGGAUGGCAUGUCUUCAUGUGAGAACUCAGAAGCUAAAUGUACAGAUACCAAGGGGAAAUUGCUGGGUCAAGUGGCUAUACUGACAUCUGAGGUUAGCAGGUUGGAGAGUGAGUGCAGCAGUCUUCAGGUUCAGCUAGACUGUGAGAGGGAUAAGUAUAACAAACUGCUGGGAGAAUCUCUUGCUCAUGAAAAGUUGUCUGAAGAUGUCAUAACUGAACCAAAAGGAGAAACAACAGGAUUGGGAGGAACUGAGCUUUAACAGAAGCUGCAACAACUGCAGGAGGCUCACAGGGUCCUGGAGAGCAGGUUAACUUGCAGCAUGAAGGAGGUGGCUGAGCUGAGUGACAGGAAGUAGCAGCUUGAGCAUGCUGUAGUGCAUGAGGAGACAGAGUCCAUCGGUGACUACAUCACCAUCUACCAGUUGCAGCGAGGAGUGAUGAAGCAACAAGCUCGAGAACGCGAGUUAGACCUUGCCAGCCUCCAUCAUGAAUGAGAGGAAAUGAAGCAAAACCACUCUGCAGCCCAGAAACCCACAGCAGCAUUAAGAGUGGAGAGAGAGAGAGAAGAGAAGACACACAGAAUGGAUGAAUAGAGAUGAUGUGGUUUGUAAAAAUAUGGUGUAAGGUCUGUUGGCUUUGGUGGGAAUGGUUUUCCAAUCAUUCCUCUCUUGCACAACCAUUUUGCUUCAUAAACAGGCAUCUCUCUUUCAUCUUCCCACCAAACACUGUUAUUCCACCUUAUAUUUAUGUAUUUGCAUGCUUAUCUUCUCAAAUUGUUCCCCUUCCAUUCUCUCCGCAUGUCUGACUCUCUCCUUUCUGUGGUUGAUCACUCACUCUGCUGUUCCUCCACAUUCAUGACUAUAUAUGAUGCACAUGUGCUUUAUAAUCAAUCAAAUGUUUCAUGUAGAUGAUGUUUUCAUUCACACACAGUUCCCCCUCCUCCCUGUUUCAUUCAUUGCCAUUUUGCUCUCUCUCUCUCUCUCUCUCUCUCUCUCUCUCUCUCUCUCUCUCUCUCUCUCUCUCUCUCUCUCUCUGUGUGUGUGUGUGUGUGUGUGUGUGUGUGUGUGUGUGUGUGUGUGUGUGUGUGUGUGUGUGUGUGUGUGUGUGUGUAAGAGCUCAGAGCUCAUGGUGACUGAUCUUUGGGUAGGACUGAGGCCAAUGACACACCACACACCGGGGCAGCGAAGUCACAUCACCUCGGGUUACAUCCUGUACCUACACAUUAAGAGGCUACACAUUAAGAGGCUUGUCCAUCUGCCUCACCGUGCCCGAGAUUCGAACCUGGGCCUUCUUGGUUGUGAGCCGAGCGUGCUAACCACUACACUACGUGGUGUGUAAGUGUGUGUGUGUGUGUGUGUGUGUGUGUGUAAUGAUGCAGCUGGGAAGGUCGUCUUAUGACAAUUAUUGAUGAAUGAAGGUAAAGGAUGCGUGUCUAUUACUUCUCUUUGUGUGUGUGUGUGUGUGUGUGUGUGUGUGUGUGUGUGUGUGUGUGUGUGUGUGUGUGUACAUAACACACACACAUACACACACACUUAAAAAAGUAGUAAUGACAUGCGCAUCCAUUACCUUCAUUUGUCAAUAAUUAUCAUAAGGCAACCUUCUCAGCUGCAUCAGCGCACACACACACACACACACACACACACACACACACACACACACACACACACACACACAAACAUAACUGACUGUCUUCAGCCUCUCUCUCACCGCCGCAAUGUUGCAUCUCUAGCUGUCUUCUACCGCUAUUUUCAUGCUAACUGCUCUUCUGAUCUUGCUAACUGCAUGCCUCCCCUCCUUCCAUAGCCUUGCUGCACAAGAUUUUCUUCUUUCUCUCACCCCUAUUCUGUCCACUUCUCUAAUGCAAGAGUUAACAAGUAUUCUCAAUCAUUCAUCCCUUUCUCUGGUAAACUCUGGAACUCCCUGCCUGCUUCUGUAUUUCCACCUUCCUAUGACUUGAAUUCCUUCAAGAGGGAGGUUUCAAGACACUUAUUCAUCAACUUUUGACCACUGCUUUGACCCUUUUAUGGGACUGCCAUUUCAGUGGGCAUAUUUUUUUUAUUGGAUUUUUGUUGCCCUUGGCCAGUGUCACUCAUACAUAAAACACACACACACACACACACACACACACACACACACACACACACAGAAAUUAUAUUAGAAAUUAUUAGAAAUUAGAUAAGUUACCACUCACGAGCCUACGCGACGCCAUGUACGUGAGCAACGCAUGUUUUUAAGCAUCUGGAGCAAAGUGGUUAAAGGAAAACUUUUUGACUUGAAAUGUAAUUAGAUUCAUCAGUUAUUUUUCUGGCUGACAUUGUUUUUGGAAGGUGGCACUUAAAAGAUAUGUGAAUGCUGUAUCUAGAUAUAAACAAACAUUCACAAAUACUCAUUCCAUUAUGUGUCUGUCAUUAGGCCCUCAAAUAAACAACAAAUUAAGUGAAAAGUUACUAUCUCCCUUCCUGGCUUGCGCUCCAGUUGCUCUGAGUUGUAGCAGCAGUGACGUGUGGCACCCAGGAUGAAGGUGGUCUGCAGGGUGGUCUGUGUCAGGGGGAUGAUGGCAGACAACAGCAGCAGCACCGUGACAGCUCAAGCAUCCUGUUGAAAUUAUCACUUUUUAAAUGCUGAAAAGUGAAGGAAAAACCUGUCUCCAUGGAAUGUGGAAGUACACAACAACAACUCUGAAAGAUUUCUUACAAUAAUAAGUCAUCAUUCAUUGUAUCCUUUUUUGUUGGCCACAAGAUUAUCAUACAAAUUUUCCAUAGACAUCUGCAAAUUGGUACCUCUAGCUGUUAUUAAAUAUGAUAUUAAGUUUGAUGAAUGUAUUUAUUUCAUUAUACAUGAAAGUUGUUGAUUGCAAAAAAAAAUAAUAACCAAAAUAUA